UGCGCAGGCGCGGGGGUGGUGCCUGGCGGAGGCGCGAGGUGGGGCGCGGCCGGCGGCGAGGCGGGACAACCGCUGGGCGGGCGCCAAGCGUGCCCGUGCGCUGGUGAGGUGGCGUCCGUUCUACCCGGUCGCUCCCGUUCCGCGCCAUGCAGAGCCCAGUCUCUGGCACCUGGCUGCUCUGAUCUGGUCUCAGCGCGGAGGGAGCAGAGGGAGUCCAUGGAGGAUCCCUCCGAGCCCGACCGGUUGGCGUCCGCGGACGGCGGGAGCCCGGAGGAGGAGGAGGAGGAUGGGGAGCGGGAGCCGCUGCUACCGCGGAUCGCCUGGGCCCACCCGCGGAGAGGCGCCCCAGGCAGCGCCGUGAGGCUGCUGGACGCUGCCGGGGAGGAGGGCGAGGCCGGCGACGAGGAGCUGCCCCUCCCGCCCGGGGACGCGGGGGUCUCGCGGAGUUCGCCCGCCGAGCUGGACCGGAGCCGCCCCGCGGUUUCAGUAACUACUGGUACUUCAGAGAUGAAUGCAUUCUUGGAUGACCCAGAAUUUGCUGAUAUUAUGCUGAGAGCAGAGCAAGCAAUAGAAGUUGGAAUUUUUCCAGAAAGAAUCUCUCAAGGUUCAAGUGGAAGUUACUUUGUGAAGGAUCCUAAGAGGAAAAUUAUUGGUGUGUUUAAACCCAAAUCAGAAGAGCCUUAUGGUCAACUCAAUCCAAAAUGGACCAAAUAUGUCCAUAAGGUCUGCUGCCCUUGCUGCUUUGGCCGAGGCUGCCUGAUUCCUAAUCAGGGGUACCUUUCCGAAGCGGGUGCCUAUCUUGUGGACAACAAGCUUCAUCUGAGCAUUGUACCUAAAACAAAGGUGGUUUGGCUUGUCAGUGAGACAUUUAACUAUAAUGCGAUUGACCGUGCAAAAUCAAGAGGCAAAAAGUAUGCUUUAGAAAAAGUGCCAAAAGUGGGUAGAAAGUUUCAUAGGAUAGGACUCCCUCCUAAGAUUGGUUCCUUUCAGUUAUUUGUUGAAGGUUACAAGGAGGCUGAAUAUUGGCUUAGGAAAUUUGAAGCUGACCCUUUGCCUGAGAAUAUUAGAAAACAAUUUCAGUCACAAUUUGAAAGAUUAGUUAUUUUGGAUUACAUCAUCAGAAAUACAGACAGGGGCAAUGAUAAUUGGUUAGUCAGAUACGAAAAGCAGAAAUGUGAAAAGGAAAUUGACCAUAAGGACUCAAAGUGGAUUGAUGAUGAAGAAUUCCUUAUUAAAAUAGCUGCAAUUGAUAAUGGUCUAGCAUUUCCUUUUAAACAUCCUGAUGAAUGGAGAGCAUAUCCAUUUCACUGGGCUUGGCUUCCUCAAGCAAAAGUUCCCUUUUCUGAAGAAAUAAGAAACUUGAUUCUACCAUAUAUUUCUGACAUGAACUUUGUGCAAGAUUUAUGUGAAGAUCUCUAUGAACUUUUUAAGACUGACAAAGGAUUUGACAAAGCCACUUUUGAAAGUCAGAUGUCUGUGAUGAGGGGUCAGAUCUUAAACCUUACUCAGGCAUUGAGAGACGGGAAGAGUCCUUUCCAGCUAGUACAGAUACCUUGUGUGAUUGUGGAACGCAGUCAAGGUGGAAGUCAGGGUCGGAUUGUCCACCUGAGCAAUUCCUUUACCCAGACUGUCAAUUGCAGGAAGCCAUUUUUUUCUUCCUGGUAGUAAAUGUCAGAGUAAGAGAAACAAACUGUUUAGAAUUAUCAUGUUUUUAAAACAUCAUAGUAAUAUAAAUCUGCUGUUAGGAGCUCCAGUUGCUAAAACCUCCAUUUAAGUCUUUAAAAGGUUGUAUUUUGAAUGUAACCAAAAGUUUACAGUUUUUUGUCCAAAUAUUAAAUUUCUAUUUCAGGGAAGAAGUGCUAUAUCUCCUAUAUUGUAUUUUUGUAGAAAAUUUGUAUUUUAUGUUGUUGUUAGUUUAAAAGGUAAUUUUACACAUGCUGGAAUGACUGUAAUUACUCUAGAAUUCCAAGUAGAAUACAAUAACUUUUAAUAUUGAGAAGAAUGUUCAUGCUAAUUCUUCUUACAUUACAAAAGGCCUUUGAGGAUGCCUACGUCUGAAAUUGCUCUUACGAACUUUAAUAAAAUAGUUAGCUAAUAGAAAAACAGGUAAGAAUAAAGCAAUGUUGCCUUAAUUUCAAAAGCUGCUAUUUUAGAAUUUGAAUAAGUACUCCUAAAGUGACCAUUAUUAGGGACCAGAAAAUUAUAUCUUGGCUAAGUAAUAGAGGACCAUUUUGGUUUUUGUACUUGAGAAUAUUUUUGGUGAAUUACUUUGUUGUAGUGAGGAAAAAAUCUAAAGAAAUUUCCCCUUUUUUUAAAAAAUGGAAAUAUUCAAUUGAGACUUGAGGGGAAUAAUAGAAAAUUAAGGUAGAUCCCCAAUAUUUUGGAAUACCAAAAUUGCCUUAAAAAUUCCCUUCUGUUUCUUACAUGGGAUCAAAUCCUUGAGAUUAGUACUUCAGAGUACUGGCCUUGUUCAAUUUAGUACUUCAAUUACUAUUAAACUUCACUAAAAAGUAAACCAUACUCCAAAUUGUAUAUUGGAUUGCAUUUUGGGGUCCUAGGUCAUACGUUCUUCAAAAUUAUUAUGAUUGUACUAUUGUACUUGAAAUUACAGAUGUUAUUAUAAUUACAGUCAAAUGUAGACUAUCAGGCCAAAUUAAAGGGGAGCAUGGCAGAUAACCAUAAAGUCAUUUAUAUUUGAUUUUGAAAUGUAUUUUUGUACUUUAUUUUGAAUAUCAUCCGUAUGUCUGACAUUAUUGGAAUUUGUAACACUGUUAAUGCACUAAGUGAUUUAAAUUCAAUUGAUGAAGAUGUGAUUUUACAGAAGCAGAAGUUUCAUUUUCUUGAGGCUUAAAACCAAUAUCACCACUCGGGCUUAACUGGGUAAUUUGUGGUCUAGGCCUUUUGUUUUCUAAGCUUACUAUCUUGUGUUUGUUUAUUUGCUUUUAAUGAAGUAUUUUGUGUAAAAGGUUAAAUUAGGAUGCAAAACAGAUCUGCCAUUCCUUUUUCCCUUAUAUCUUCCUUUUGGUCUUCAUGGACGAGAUGAAUGAGGAUUCUGCUGCCCUGAGGGAGUUCAUUGGAAACCUGUGUUCUCCUACCUCUUCGAACCCUCCAUUAGCUCAAUUUUGAGAUAAUGGAAAAUUGACUGGAAAUUCAAAACUCAAACUACUAUCUUUAGAUAUAAACACUAGUAAUUAAAAUGUGCCUUUUGAAGAUGUUUUCUAAGAGAAAGGAAAUAUGUUGCAGUGAUGUGGGUACUGCUUUCAUAAAACAGUUUUUUCAGUAUUUUGAGAAUUGCCAUAUUAAUUUUUAUAAUGGAAAACUUAAUAAAUUGCUACUGUUUUAUAUCAUAAAAUUAAAAUACCAUGGUAAUAUUUGCAAAAGGUCUGGCCAUACCAGAAAAGUACAGUUGAGAUAGUUAAGAUAUAACCACAAGUCAGAGUACAUUGGUUGUAUUUUGUAAACUUUCAUGAACUGAAUUCUUAUUUAAAUAGUAUGGUUUUUUUUCAAUAAGUAUAUUUACAGUGUCAAAUGUGGUAGACUAAAGGUAAUAAAAAUCAUUGUCUUAAGAUUA
Messenger RNA from Pan troglodytes (chimpanzee), 3571 nucleotides. RefSeq names its product phosphatidylinositol 4-kinase type 2 beta (gene PI4K2B). The record is from RefSeq and is a predicted model, not a curated record. Gene Ontology annotation, molecular function: 1-phosphatidylinositol 4-kinase activity. Gene Ontology annotation, biological process: phosphatidylinositol phosphate biosynthetic process; endosome organization; Golgi organization. Lineage: Eukaryota; Metazoa; Chordata; Mammalia; Primates; Hominidae. The transcript is spliced from 10 exons. The coding region runs from base 217 to 1665 and encodes 482 amino acids. Gene Ontology annotation, cellular component: plasma membrane; trans-Golgi network; endosome.